Molecule: messenger RNA, 1381 nt
Organism: Manacus vitellinus (golden-collared manakin)
Lineage: Eukaryota; Metazoa; Chordata; Aves; Passeriformes; Pipridae
Gene: GTF3A
Product: general transcription factor IIIA
Exons: 9
Coding region: 1-1242 (413 amino acids)
Cellular component (GO): nucleus
Source: RefSeq, a predicted model, not a curated record
AUGACUCCGUGCCUCGCUCCGCUCCGGGGUCGGCUCCGCUCCCUCCGUCCCUCCGGGCACCUCAGACCCGCCACAACCGCGCACGCGCCAUUCCCCCCCCCCGGCUGGGGCGAGUCACGUGCGCUCCGGCAUGGCCGGGCAGCGGCGGCGGGCACCGCACAGGGGGGCGGCGGCGGGAACAACGGGAACGGCGGCGGGAACGGGAGCUCCGGGAAGGGAAACGCUGGCAAGGGGAGCGGGAGCGCCCUCCUCGCCCGCCCGUACAUCUGCUCCUUCCCCGGCUGCGACGCCACCUUCAACAAGGCCUGGCGGCUGUCGGCCCACCUCUGCCGGCACACGGGCGAGAGGCCGUAUGUUUGCGAUUAUGAAGGCUGCGGCAAAGGCUUCACGAGAGACUUCCACCGCGCCCGACACCUCCUCACGCACACCGGGGAAAAACCCUUUGAGUGCACAGCUGAAGGAUGCAAUGAGAAAUUUGGAACAAAAUCAAACUUAAAGAAGCACAUUGAGCGCAAGCAUCAAAAUCAGCAAAAGCAAUAUGUGUGCAACUUUGAAGGCUGUAACAAGUCUUUCAGGAAGCAUCAACAACUUAAAGUUCAUCAGUGUCACCACACCAAUGAACCUCCCUUCAAAUGUAAUAAAGAAGGAUGUGGAAAGGGCUUUUCUACUCCCAGUCGACUAAAGCGGCAUGAGAAGACACAUGAAGGCUAUGCGUGCAAGAAAGAAAAUUGCUCAUAUACUGCAAAAACUUGGACAGAGCUUCUGAAACACAAUAAAGUCAGUCAUACAGAGCCAAUAGUUUGCAGUGAGUGUCACAAAACUUUCAAACGGAAAGAUUACCUCAAGCAGCAUCAAAAAACACAUGCUGUGGAGAGGGAAGUCUGCCGAUGCCCAAGAGAAGGAUGUGGAAGAACUUACACAACUUUAUUUAACCUUCAAAGCCAUAUCCUCUCUUUUCAUGAGGAGAAAAAACCAUUCUCUUGUGAUUAUCCAGGCUGUGGAAGAGUGUUUGCAAUGAAACAGAGCCUAGCAAGGCACGCUGUUGUACAUGAUCCUGAAAAGAGAAAGCUGAACUUGAAAGCCAAGCAUUCCCGUCCUAAGAGGAGCUUAGCCUCACGUCUGAGUGGCUACAUUCCUCCUAAAGCACAGCCAAGAAAGGAUGCAGUUGUGACAGAAAGCAAGACAAUGAAUAAGCUUGUGGAAAAUGAAAUACCAACUGUUGAAAUUCUGACUCUGCAGUAAAGGUUAACUGAGACAACAUUCUUCAUGGAAUGACCAAUGCAAAGCUUAACAAUAACUUUUAUCAAGUUAAUAUUUUUAUUUUAUUUUUUAAUAAAUUAGUAUUGUUUACACUGCUUCAUAAAGUCACUGAUGCAACUCA